AUCCACCAUCACCAAACCUUUUCUGUCUACCAGAACCACCUCCACCCCACACUUCAUCAACAAUGGGUCCUAAGCCAGCUUCCACCGCCUCCAAGGCUCCCUCUUCUCAGGCCGGCAAGGCCCCCGCCAAGGCCCCUGAGGCUGCCAAGAAGACUUCCAAGUCGACCUCCAAGAGCGGCGACAAGAAGAAGCGCAACAAGGUCAGGAAGGAGACCUACUCCACCUACAUCUACCGUGUCCUUAAGCAGGUCCACCCCGACACUGGUAUCUCCAACAAGGCCAUGGCCAUCCUUAACUCUUUCGUCCAGGAUGUCUUCGAGCGCCUUGCCUCGGAGGCUUCCAAGCUUGCUGCCUACAACAAGCGCAGCACGAUCUCCUCGCGCGAGAUCCAGACUGCCGCUCGCCUGAUCCUGCCCGGUGAGCUGAGCAAGCAUGCCAUCUCCGAGGGGACCAAGUCCGUGACCAAAUUUUCGUCGAGCCGUUAAGCGACGAAUUCGUCACCUUCAACGUCGACGACGGGGCCGAGAAGCUCGGAUUCCUCGGAAUCGGCUCGCGAAGACACCCCGAUAUACUCUUCUAUGCCCUCUGUCAACACUAGAUAUGGCGUGUACCCUCUCUACGGCCAUGAGCCUUGUACUAUCGUAACAGAUCCGAUUUCUCC
This is a messenger RNA of Acaromyces ingoldii, 661 nucleotides long. RefSeq names its product histone-fold-containing protein. The transcript is spliced from 2 exons. The record is from RefSeq and is a predicted model, not a curated record. Gene Ontology annotation, biological process: nucleosome assembly. Gene Ontology annotation, cellular component: nucleosome. Gene Ontology annotation, molecular function: structural constituent of chromatin; DNA binding; protein heterodimerization activity. Bases 63 to 485 code for a protein of 140 amino acids. Lineage: Eukaryota; Fungi; Basidiomycota; Exobasidiomycetes; Exobasidiales; Cryptobasidiaceae.